AUGGCUGGAAGUAAUGAUGCUGCGAUAGCUGCUGCUUUGGAAGCGAUGGCUCAGGCUAUGCAGAACCAACCGAAUGCUGACGAGAAUGUUGGAUCUCGUAGUUUGGUGACUUUCCAAAGGGAGAAUCCGUCAGUGUUCAAGGGUAUGCAUGACCCUGAUGGUGCUCUUGAUUGGCUGAAGGAGCUCGAGCGAAUCUUCCGUGUUAUGGAUUGUACUCCUGCACAGAAGGUUAGAUAUGGCACUCAUAUGCUGGCUAAGGAAGCUGAUGAUUGGUGGUUGGAGACGCUUGCUAGGUUGGAGGCUUCAGGUGAGGAAGUCACUUGGAAUGUGUUUCGUAGGGAAUUUCUGAGAAAGUACUAUCCUGAAGAUGUUCGAGGUAAGAAAGAGAUAGAGUUCCUAGAGUUGACGCAAGGGAACAAGUCCGUGACCGAGUAUGCUGCCAAGUUCACUGAGUUGAUUAAGUUCUAUCCUCACUUUGAUGGCGAAGGUGCUGAGUUCUCCAAGUGUAUCAAGUUCCAAAAUGGAUUGCGUACGGAGAUUAAGAAGGCUAUUGGUUACCAAAAGAUCCGUGUGUUUUCUGACUUGGUGGAUAGUUGCAGAAUCUUUGAGGAAGAUAACAACACUCAUUACAAGAUGGUGAAUGACAAGAAGAGUAAGAAUCAGUAA
This is a messenger RNA of Vicia villosa (hairy vetch), 666 nucleotides long. RefSeq lists its product as uncharacterized. The transcript has a single exon. NCBI's taxonomy places the organism in Eukaryota, Viridiplantae, Streptophyta, Magnoliopsida, Fabales, Fabaceae. Bases 1 to 666 code for a protein of 221 amino acids. The record is from RefSeq and is a predicted model, not a curated record.